AUGAUUCAGCCCAAGACUCUGACGGCGGGGAUAACGGAGCGGGUGUUCCUGACUCCCGAGCCGACCUCGCUCGUCCUGCUCCUGGCCACUCUCGUCCUGAUGCUGCGGUACCUGACGGGCCGCUCCCCCGGCAGGCUGCCCCCCGUCUUGCCCAACGCCUGGCCCAUCCUGGGCCACUUGCCCUCAUUAGGACUCAGGGCAGACCUUGGCUUUCAGAGGUUGGGAAAGAAGCACGGGGACAUCUUCCAAGCCCAGCUCGGCACGAGGAACGUCGUGGUUCUGAACAGCUACCAGGCACUGAAGGACGGCUACAUCGACGGUGGCGACGCCUACAACGACAGGCCUGACUUCUACGCAUAUCAGCUUUUCUCUGACGGUGGGAAAGGUGGGUAG
Molecule: messenger RNA, 393 nt
Organism: Branchiostoma belcheri (Belcher's lancelet)
Lineage: Eukaryota; Metazoa; Chordata; Leptocardii; Amphioxiformes; Branchiostomatidae
Product: cytochrome P450 1B1-like
Exons: 1
Coding region: 1-393 (130 amino acids)
Cellular component (GO): intracellular membrane-bounded organelle
Molecular function (GO): heme binding; iron ion binding; monooxygenase activity
Source: RefSeq, a predicted model, not a curated record